CCAUCGACAUUCACUGUUCCUCCACAGGAGAUCUGAGUACUUUACGGUGGUAACACGACGUGUGGUAGCUGACUGCGGCGAACGACUUUUCGGGGCUAUUCCAUGAAGGACCGACCAUGGCAAACAGGAAACUGUUAGGAGAGAUUGAUAAGGUUCUCAAAAGGGUUGCGGAAGGCGUCGAGAUCUUCAGGGAGACAUUUGACAAACUCGAUGCUGCCACAACACCAGCUCAAAAAGAGAAGUAUGAGGGAGACCUCAAGAAGGAAAUCAAGAAGCUACAACGGUUGCGAGAUCAGAUAAGAACAUGGCUCUCAUCAAGCGACAUUAAAGACAAGAGAAAUCUUGAAGAGAAUCGGCGACUCAUUGAGGAGCAAAUGGAGCGAUUUAAAGCUGCAGAAAAGGCCCUCAAGCUGAAAGCAUUCUCAAAAGAAGGUCUCUUGCAGCCGCAAAAGUAUGAUCCAGAAGUGAAAGAAAGAGAAGACCUGGAGGACUGGAUAUCGGACACUGUAAAAGAAUUGAAUCGACAGGUUGAAGUUUUUGAGGCCGAGCAAGAAAGUCUACAAUUGCAAGCACGAAGAGGACGCAAAGGGGGCGAUGCGGCAAAGGCAGAGCGUUUAGCAGCAAUUGACCAUCAGCUCGAGCGACAUAAAUGGCACAUGACACAACUAGAAAUCAUUCAACGAAUGGUUGCGAACGAAGAGCUGAAGGUCGAACAGGUUAAAGCCAUAAAAGAAGAUGUAGAUUACUACGUCAAAAACAACCAGGAUCCAGAUUUCGAUGAAAAUGAAUACCUUUAUGAGGAUCUGGAUCUUGAGAAUCUGGAAGCAUAUGGUCUCAAGCCGGACGAUGGUCAUGAGGAGGGAGGAUAUGAACCCCAAACACCGCCCAAGGAGAAGGAUACUGCCGAACUUAAUCUCACAACUCCAGCCCGAGAUGCGAAGCAUCAUGACGACUCGGCCAAGCGAAAGUCAUCAAAGGAUAAAACUGACCUUGAGGAUAUUACGACCCCAACCAAGACAGCGAUCGUAAAGGCUGCCGCGAGAGUAGCAGCAGUUCCGAAAGCACCAGCUCCGGUACCAGUGCCGGUGCCAGUCCCAGCGCCUGUUCCAGUUAAAACGCCUGUGAAAGCUGUGCCAAUCACAACACGUCCCGUUGUUGCGACUCCGCGGGCUCCGGAGCCAGCCCCUGUGCCAAAUAUCACGCAACGAUAUUCGGCGGCAGCAGCUGCUUCAACACCGGACAGCGCAACUCGAGCUGGCGCAUCGCAACCCGUUGCUGCAGAUAAGCGAGCAGUUCCAAAAGCACGCGUCGUCGAAGAAUCACAACCUGCUGCGAUCCCUUCACCCUCUUCGCUACCAACUCCUCCGGCUCAACCCCCGUCAGGGACACAUCCACCUCUACCUGUUGCGGCUUCAUCGUCUGGAGUCGUGGAAUCCUCUCCAUCUGCUGUUCCUUCCGGUAGCAUAGUAAAACAAGCAGCUCCGACAGCACCGACAGAUCCAGCCAAGGACGAUGCCGCGGCAGAGCCCAUCGACAACCGAUUACCCCCAACACUUGCUGACUUGGUACAGUCAUUUGAAGCGACUCGUGACCGAUCCACAAGAGCGAAGGAUGACUCAAGUUUCCUUCAAGAAAUGUUGCAGACGAGUUUCCAAUUCUUACCGGAUCCGCUUGAUUCUGAAAGACCGAAGCACUAUAUUCCUAAAAACCCCUACCCAGUGCCCACGUACUACCCCCAAUUACCACUCCCUCUUUUUGAGAAUCCCAGUGUAUUUGAGAAAUUCGACACCGAUGUACUGUUUUUCAUCUUCUACUACCAGCAGGGAACAUAUCAGCAAUACCUAGCAGCACGGGAAUUGAAACGGCAAUCGUGGAGAUUUCACAAAAAGUACCUAACGUGGUUUCAACGGCAUGAAGAGCCAAAGCAGAUAACAGACGAAUACGAGCUUGGGACAUAUAUUUACUUUGACUACGAAGGAGCUUGGUGUCAAAGAAAGAAAGCAGAUUUCCGAUUCGAGUAUCGAUACCUGGAGGAUGCAGAAAUGUAAAGAUUGUAUUUAAGAUGUUCUCUGGUCAAUAACACGAAAUACCACCAGCGUUGUCAGAGUGUGGAUGCAAAGGC
Messenger RNA from Spizellomyces punctatus DAOM BR117, 2122 nucleotides. RefSeq lists its product as uncharacterized. The transcript has 14 exons. Gene Ontology annotation, biological process: regulation of DNA-templated transcription; nuclear-transcribed mRNA poly(A) tail shortening. Gene Ontology annotation, cellular component: P-body; CCR4-NOT core complex; nucleus. NCBI's taxonomy places the organism in Eukaryota, Fungi, Chytridiomycota, Chytridiomycetes, Spizellomycetales, Spizellomycetaceae. Bases 117 to 2048 code for a protein of 643 amino acids. The record is from RefSeq and is a predicted model, not a curated record.